UUAAGAGUGCCUGUGCGUCUUCAGUCGCGCCGGUAGAUUCCAACGUCACCAGACCAGGUUCAGCUUAUCAUUUUCAUCUUAAUGAUAUGUCGUUCCAGACCCUUGAGUAGUCCGCAUGAAAUCACUAUGAUUACGAUAGACAUCUGAUUAAAUUAGUGUACGUUCGCUACAACCAUUCCCUAAGGACUGGACAAACAUCCUUUGUGGAGAAGAUCUAGAGAAACAGCGUCUGCAAGGGCGUCGUAUACAUAAAAGAAGCGUGGGUACAGCAAAGUUCUGUUAUUAUAACUGCGUUAGGCAAAAAGGGUCAACAGGAAUCGUGGUUUAUUUACCUAGAAAUGUGUUUUUGUUUGAGAUGCGCUAACUGCUUGCAAACAAAUAACUCACUAAAUAAAUAAUGCGUAACUCUCCGUGUCACCAUACUAUGCCUCUCGGUAUCGAUGCUGCCAUAAAGCGAUCGUAGCUCUUUCAGCUUAAUUGUAUGAUCCCUUUAGUCAUUGUUAGAUUACCUGGCUCUAGAAGCGACUAAGGCUCCUUCACAACAUUAAGUUAUCAUAUUUGAGUCCGCUUAAUUUGAAUAAAAUUGUCGAAUUUUCUAUGCUCAUUAUAAACGGGCGAAUUCCCUAUUAUCAAGAUGUUUCUUCGCGAGCUAUAAAAGAUGUCUACAGAAGUACAUACAAGAAUAGAAUGUCUUUAAUGCAUUAAUCCGAUUAAUAAAUUUACUUGAGUCCCUAAAUAUGGGCCGUGGAUGUGCCAGGAGACAUCUCCUUGGGCACGCUCGAGGAAACACGUGAAUUAAAUGGUAAGAAUUUUGGAUACAUAGUCAUGUACGACACGUGUAUAGUCGCAACGGAAAGAUCUUAGGUGGCUAGUACAGCAUUUGCUCCCAAUGUGUACAAUUGCAGUUUCCCACGCAUUGUGUUGUAAUUGAUUUAACAAAUGUUAAUAAUAUAACUUAGUCUACCUGAAAAACGUAUCCCUUGGCAUCUGCCGGGAUCUGGGGGUAACUUAAUUAUCUUGUUAUAGGUAGGACACGCCAAGGAAUGUCGUCUCUGCUAGCACGUACUGCGGCGAAUAGGUGUGACCAGAGCCUGCGUUCAAGCAAAAUGGUGUAGAAAUAAGUCAAGUUUUUAUUUUUUCAGGCCUAUACAAAGGAAAAUAGCCCAAUUAGUUUUACCUACUAAAUUGGUCGUACUUUAUUUCAUUUUCAAAGUUCACCCCGCUAUGAAUGAAACUUAUUCAACGAUGUACAAUAGGAGUAUAUAUGGUUCAGUAUGCUAUGACCAGUCUUUACAGAGGAAUUAUAUGCUGAAGAUGUCAUACGGAUACCGUUAAUAGGAACCUAGAUCUGUCAAAAUGUUUUGAUUGUAUCAUUGAUUCUAUGUUAACAACGUACAAAAUUCAGUUUGAUGCUAAAGCACACUAGAGGUCCUUUUUUGUAGGGUUUAUAGACAGAAAAUCAAUGUUGCCCUAGAUUUGGGGAUCAACAAAGAGCAACAAAGAGUAAAUUCAACAGUGUUUAGCAAAAUAAAACGUUAGUAAGGUAAAUUAAAAAUGAAUCAUAGAUAAAUGUUAUAUCUUCAGAAAUGAAAACACAGCACGUAUAUUGAGACUUGAAACACAUCAAAUUGUUAUAUUAUGAAAUCACGAAAGCCAGUAGAAGUUCGAUUCUUCGAAAAUAGGAUUAUUGAAAUCGAUUAAAUAACACGAUCUAGACGUUUACUUCAUAGAAUUUUGUUGGCUAUGCAAUGGAUACAACUAACCCGAAGGAGAGUAGUUCGCAGCCAUUAUUAUAACGGCAGAUUUUGUGCUUGUUUACAUUUUGUUUUCACAUAUCAGAGUAACAAACCAAAACGGUCGAAGAGGCAAAGUGUGAUCUCUUCAAAAUCCGGCCGAAUCAUGAGCUUGCUGCUCAUAGUUGGUGUGGCUGCUUUUGCCAGUUUUAUGUACAAUGUGCCAAUAAUGCAAAAGGUUGAAAUUAAAUCACUUCAGGAAUCGCUCAACAGAAACGUUUACUGCCAACAACAUGCCGUUGACGAACUGAUGCGUCAUAUCCGCCAAUACACGGCCAUGGAGUGGAAGGGCCUCGUACUUCUGGUUCUAGCCGGACCCGAAGGAUGCGGUAAAACCCACACGAUAAACACAAUGGCUGAAGUGAACCCCAGUUGGACGAAGAUCGUAGUUACUCAUGAGCAGGGAUAUCUGAACAAACUGGGUGAGGAGGAGUUCAUAUCAAAUAUUCGCAGAAAAAUCCAUUCCUCAAGACUGAACUUCAUUUUUGUCGAUGACGCUCAGCCGCUCCGGGAGGGCACGCCGUUUGUCGAAAUGAAGCUUAAACCCCUUUUAGCGAGCCUUAAGUUGGAGAAUACUCUUAUUUUUGUCGUGGUAACAAUGCUAUCAAAGGACGAUAAAGUGAGUAUGCCAACAUUUUUGACGGAUGAAUUUGAAUGCCGAAUAAUUCCCUAUGAAGGACUAAAUCGAACCUGUGUGGAGCGCUGUGUUCUAGAUGUCAUAAUGGCGUUAGAUCAUCACCCCCACCAAGACGAUUUCGAGGGUUUAAUGAGAAGAUUCGAUUUCGAGGAUAACGGCAGGGAUCAAAAGGUAUCCGUCAACGGCUGUAAAUCGGUGCCUAUUAAAGUUGCCCUUUAUCUCGAAGGUGAUCCUCCGAUCUACAACGAUUCAGAAGGCGACCGGACACUGUCAUAGAAUAACUAGUUAAAGCAAGAAACCCAGAUACGUCUACCCAAAGCCGCUAAGGCCUUACGCAGCCGUACUUGGGUUGCUUAAACACUUGACUGAAAUUAACUCAAAAUAGGUUGAAGUUUUCUUCUUUGAUUAUGUGAAAAAAGGCAGACAGGAUCAAAGUUUAUUGCAACGUUUAUUGAUCUGUCUCAAUAGGUGACAAUAUGUAUAACUUUGUAUCUACUAUCUGCUGUAACACCGUAUGCAACCCGUUUUAGCUUACUUCAGCGCAUAGAAAUAUAAAUAUCCUUAAUAUUUUUCUACCAUCCAUAUUAUGUUGUAAAUGAAGGUUCCAUUGUAGACAUAAGAAGGUUGUAGAUGUAUGUUUUCAGAAGAUAGACGCCCUGUACAUAUUGGAGCCUUAGGCCGAGCAACUGUGACUCUCAUUCUUUCACAUGCAUUAGUUCUUCAAUGCCCAUUUAGGGCUGCAAGCAAAA
Messenger RNA from Varroa destructor (honeybee mite), 3179 nucleotides. RefSeq names its product torsin-4A-like. The record is from RefSeq and is a predicted model, not a curated record. Gene Ontology annotation, molecular function: ATP binding; ATP hydrolysis activity. Lineage: Eukaryota; Metazoa; Arthropoda; Arachnida; Mesostigmata; Varroidae. Gene Ontology annotation, cellular component: nuclear envelope; endoplasmic reticulum lumen.